Messenger RNA from Rhincodon typus (whale shark), 2542 nucleotides. It is a transcript of the gene klhl32, whose product is annotated as kelch-like family member 32. The record is from RefSeq and is a predicted model, not a curated record. The coding region runs from base 624 to 2486 and encodes 620 amino acids. Gene Ontology annotation, molecular function: protein binding. NCBI's taxonomy places the organism in Eukaryota, Metazoa, Chordata, Chondrichthyes, Orectolobiformes, Rhincodontidae. The transcript is spliced from 13 exons.
GCGAAGCUUGCAAGCCAGCUCGGAGCUGCAGCCGGCCAGCACAACGUUCCACGGGCUGGCCACGCGCGUGCCCUGCCACUCGAGUCACGUGCCGGUCACCGUGCGCGCGCCGCCGCCGCGGCUGCUGCUGUUCCAGUGGUGGAGCCAAGCCAAGGAGAGAGGGAUAGACAGGCAGCUCCGCUCACUCCCUCUCACCGCAAAAACAAAAGCCCCGCUCCCUGAGCUACACUACUUCAACGGGGAGGGAAGCCGCGUCUUUCUUGGGUUCGCCCGACACAACAAGGCGCAAGAAGUGCAGCAGCUGAAAACAUCGGAAAACCCAGCAGAACACUGCUCAUCGGUUCAAAUUUAGCAAGCUCCACAAGAUUGAAAUCAGAUGCAGUGCUGAUGUGUACAAUGAAUUACUCACAAAGACCAUUGAUCAAGUUGCUGUGAACAAGGCCACAGAAAACUGUUGGACAUCAGUAAACUACCAUCUUCAACUCCACUGCAAACUACGCUUACUGGUGACACCAUCCAUCUGCCUCGGGUUGAAUCUGCUUCCCACAAUCUCUCCGUCCCUUGCUGGGCUCUUAUACCUUCACCGCCUUUUGUACUGAUACCUGCUGGGUCUGGAUUGGAAUAUGCCAUCUGAAAUGUGCCUCAGCAUUCAAGAGAUGCUGACAGGUCACAGGCUCUGCCAAUCGAAGUCUCAUAAGGAUGCUGUUCUAGCAGCUCUGAACCAGCAAAGGAAUGAUGGGAUACUAUGCGAUGUCAUUCUGGUUGCUGAGGAACAAAAAUUCCAUGCCCACAAAGCAGUGCUGGCAGCUUGCAGUGAUUAUUUCCGAGCCAUGUUUAGCCUCUGUAUGGUGGAGAGUGUGGCUGAAGAGGUGAGCCUACAUGGAGUGACCAGCCUGGGUCUGAAACAAGCUCUCGAUUUUGCAUAUACAGGCCAGAUCUCACUGGAACCAGGUGUAGUUCAAGAUGUGCUUGCAGCAGGAAGUCACCUUCAAUUACUGGAGCUGUUGAAACUGUGUUCCCACUAUCUCAUCCAGGAACUGACUAGUUUCAAUUACCUGGAUUUAUACAAACUUGCUGACCUAUUUAACCUUACCCUGCUGGAGGAAGCAGUGGUUAAUUUCCUGGUCAAACACCUUUCGGAACUGCUGAAGAACCACCCUGAGAAGGUUAUGGCACUCCCUUACCGGCUCCUGCGAGAAGUUCUGAAGAGUGACCGUCUGACAUCGCUAAGUGAGGAGCAAAUCUGGCAGUUGGCAGUCAGGUGGUUGGAAAAUGGCUGUCGAUAUCAGUAUCUGGAUGAGCUCUUACAAUAUGUACGCUUUGGUUUGAUGAACGUUGACACACUACAUGCUGUAGCCCUGUCCCACCCUCUGGUUCAGGCCAGUGAAACUGUCACAGCUUUCAUAACUGAAUCCUUGGAGUACCACCAGAGCAUCUAUGCACAGCCCAUAUGGCAAACUAUCAGGACACGACCUCGCUUUCAGUCAGAAACACUUUAUAUUGUAGGUGGUAAGAAACGCGAGAUUUGCAAAGUGAGAGACCUGCGUUACUUUAAUCCAGUGAACCAGGAGAAUGUUCACAUAGCGAGGGUUUCAAACUGGAGUGAGCUGUCUCCGAUGCCUGUGGGAAGAAGUCAUCAUUGUGUGGCUGUCAUGGGAGACUUCCUUUUUGUAGCAGGUGGAGAGGUGGAACAUGCAACAGGUCGCACCUGUGCAGUGAGGACUGCAUGCCGUUACGAUCCUCGCAGUAACACUUGGACAGAAAUAGCUCCCAUGAAAAACUGCCGCGAGCAUUUUGUACUUGGAACCUUGGAUGAAUAUCUAUAUGCAGUGGGUGGGAGGAAUGAACUGCGACAGGUUUUGCCUACUGUCGAGAGAUACUGUACAAAGAAGAACAAGUGGUCUUUUGUACAGUCCUUUGAUAGAUCACUCUCCUGCCAUGCAGGAUGUAUGGCUGAUGGGCUCCUUUGGAUAUCAGGUGGAGUGACCAACACUGCUCAGUACCAGAACAGACUUAUGGUGUAUGAUCCAAGUCAGAAUAAAUGGAUCAGCCGCAGUCCAAUGUUACAGAGGCGAGUAUAUCAUGUAAUGGCAGCUGUCAAGAGAAAACUUUAUGUUCUUGGAGGAAAUGACUUGGACUACAACAAUGAUCGGAUUUUAGUUCGUCAAAUUGACUCUUACAACAUCGACACCGACCAGUGGGUACGCUGCCAUUUCAACUUACUCACAGGCCAAAAUGAAUCUGGUGUAGCUGUGCACAAUGGAAGAAUUUAUCUCGUCGGUGGGUAUUCCAUCUGGACCAAUGAGCCAUUAGCAUGUAUCCAGGUUCUGGAUGUCAGUACAGAAGGCAAGGAAGAAGUGUUUUAUGGUCCAACGCUACCAUUUGCUUCCAAUGGAAUAGCAGGAUGUUUUCUCCCAGCCCCUUAUUUUACUUGCCCUAAUCUUCAGACACUGCAAGUGCCUCACCACAGGAUAGGUGCUGUAUGAGAGCAUAGAACUUAUAGGAUCUAUGUAUAAUGUGAAUGGAUGUGAUUAUAGGUGAC